Messenger RNA from Syngnathoides biaculeatus (alligator pipefish), 3575 nucleotides. RefSeq names its product serine palmitoyltransferase, long chain base subunit 1 (gene sptlc1). The record is from RefSeq and is a predicted model, not a curated record. Gene Ontology annotation, molecular function: pyridoxal phosphate binding; serine C-palmitoyltransferase activity. NCBI's taxonomy places the organism in Eukaryota, Metazoa, Chordata, Actinopteri, Syngnathiformes, Syngnathidae. The transcript has 16 exons. Gene Ontology annotation, cellular component: endoplasmic reticulum. Bases 545 to 1501 code for a protein of 318 amino acids. Gene Ontology annotation, biological process: ceramide biosynthetic process; sphingosine biosynthetic process.
CAAGCAUUGUACGAGUACAUACCUCCACCUGUUCCCUGCUUUCACUGCAGAUCACAAUAUCAUCUGCGAACAUCAUGGUCCAAGGGGAAUCAAGUCUAACCUUGUCUGUCAGCCUAUCCAUGACUACCGCAAACAGGCCCCAUCUUAUCACCUAGUUCUGGAGGGAAUCCUUAUUUUAUGGAUCAUCAGGCUUCUCUUCUCUAAAACCUACAGGCUCCAUGAGACAAAUAAACUGACUGAAAAGGAAAAAGAAGAUCUUAUUGAGGAGUGGCAGCCUGAACCUCUUACUCCCACUAUUUCCAAAGAUUCGUCCUUCAUUACCUAUGAUGUUGUCACAGGACCUCCCAGCCACAGAAUCAUAAUCAAUGGAAAAGAGUGCAUUAACUUUGCAUCAUUCAACUUCCUGGGUCUCCUUGACAAUGAGCGCGUGAAGCGAAAGGCUCUUUCAUCUUUGAAGAAAUAUGGGGUCGGAACAUGUGGUCCAAGGGGCUUCUAUGGAACGUUUGAUGUUCACCUGGAAUUGGAGAGUCGGCUAGCCAAAUUCAUGAAAACAGAAGAAGCCAUCAUCUACUCAUAUGGCUUUGCUACGAUUGCAAGUGCGAUCCCUGCUUACGCUAAGAGGGGUGACAUCAUCUUUGUGGAUGAAGCAGCCUGCUUCUCCAUCCAGAAAGGCCUACAAGCAUCCCGCAGCUUUAUUAAAUACUUCAAGCACAAUGACAUGGGUGAUUUGGAGAGGCUUCUCAGGGAACAAGAGUUGGAGGACCAGCAGAACCCUCGUAAGGCUCGAGUCACUCGUAAGUUCAUUGUAGUGGAGGGACUGUACAUCAACACUGCUGACAUCUGUCCUCUUCCUGAACUGGUAAAACUAAAAUACAUGUACAAGGUCCGGAUUUUCCUGGAGGAGAGCAUGUCUUUUGGUGUCUUGGGAGAGCAUGGCCGAGGGGUCACAGAACACUUUGGAGUCAAUAUAGAAGAUAUUGACCUGAUCAGUGCUAACAUGGAGAAUUCUCUGGCCUCCAUUGGAGGUUUUUGCUGCGGACGCUCUUUUGUAAUAGACCACCAGCGCCUCUCAGGCCAAGGUUACUGUUUCUCUGCGUCCCUACCUCCAAUGUUAGCUGCUGCAGCCAUCGAGGCCCUCAGCAUUAUGCAAGAGAAUCCAGACAUAUUCACCAUUCUGAGGGAAAAAUCUGCAUAUGUUUACAGAGCAUUAAAAGGAAUUCCAGGGCUGAAGUUAGUGGGAGUACAGUUUGCCCCAGCUCUUCACUUGCAGCUGGAGAAAAGUUCAGGCUCAAGAAUGACUGAUGUGCAGUUGCUGCGCUCCAUUGUAGAUUAUUGUAUGGAGAGAGAAGUGGCUCUGACCCUCGCCCGAUACCUUGAAAAAGAGGAGCGAUAUCCCUCUCCUCCCAGCAUCCGGGUGGUGGUGACCAUUGAACAGACAGAGGAAGAAAUACUGAAGGCCAAAUUCUGUAUACGGGAAGCCGCUUUAACACUGCUUAAAUGAAUUUGGGAUUUUUUUUCUUUUCACCAAUGUCACUUGAUCUCUUUAUUUUCUGGACUGAGUAAUAACCUUGAAAUAGAGUCCUUCACUCAGCACACUUACACUGCUUUUUAUCUGACAGCCUCCCAGCUCCCGUCUUGUGUAUCCUUACCACGAAUGUUAACUUGACAGCCGUCACUGAUAGACAAAAAGACUCCUGAAACUGCUGUGCUAAUAUUACUGUUCUGAGUGUUUGACAGCUCCUUGUACAUCAUUUGCUGCAUGCAAACAUGAUCAAACAUUUGGUAUUGAAACAUUAAGAUUAGUUAGUGUUAAACACAUUCACUGGCCUCUUCAACAUCCAAGCAUGUUUUGUUCUUUCUUGUGUAAUCUUGACAUUGUACAUUAUAUUAUUGUACAUUCAACAAAUGUUUUCUACUAAGCCAAUUAUUGCAUAAUUAAACUCAAAUAUGUGAAAUUGUCUUUUUUUGUAUGAGAAAUUGAAAAUUUAUCCUUCUUAAAUUAUUAGUGAAUGUCCAUUAAUAACAUAACAUUUUUCAGUUAUUUUUCAGGACUACAUGACAGGACUUGCUCAAUGACCGCAAAAGAGCAGGGACCACCGUUUCCAAGGUGACUGUUGGUAAUGCACUAAGACGUCAUGGUUUGAAAUCAUGCCUGGCACGGAAUGUUCCCUUGCUUAAACCAGCAUGUCAACCCCGUCUUAAGUUUGCCAAUGACCAUUUGGAUGAUACAGAGGAGUCAUGGGAGAAGGUUUUGUGGUCAGAUGAGACCAAAAUGGAACUUUUUGGUCAUAAAUCCACUAACCGUGUGUUUGGAGGAAGACGAAUGAGAGUUCCAUCCCAAGAACACCAUCCCUACUGUGAAGCAUGGGGGUGGUAGCAUCAUGCUUUGGGGGUGUUUUUUUGCACACGGACAGGACGACUGCACUGUAUUAAGGAGAGGAUGACCCCGGCCAUAUAUUGUGAUAUUUUGGGGAACAAUCUCUUUCCCUCAGUCAGAGCAUUGAAGAUGAGUCAUGGCUGGGUCUUUCAACAUGGCAAUGACCCAAAGCACACAGCGAGGAAAGUAGUGCCUCCGCAAGAAGCGUAUCAAGGUUCUGGUGUGGCUUAGCCAGUCUCCAGACCUAAACCCAAUAGAAAAUCUUUGGAGGGAGCUGAAACUCCGCAUUUCUCAGUGACAGCCCAGAAACUUGUCUGAUCUAGAGAAGAUCUGUGUGCAGGAGUGGGCCAAAAUCCAUCCUGCAGUGUGUGCAAUCCUGGUGAACAGCUGCAGGAAACGUUUGUACUCAGUAAAAGCAAACAAAGGCUAUUAAUUAAAUAUUAACAUUGGUUUUCUCAGGUGUACAAAUACUUAUUUGAACUUACUUAUUCUUAUCACACAAAUCUUCUUCUUUUCUUUUCGGCUUGUCCUGUUAUGGGUCGCCACAGCGUGGCAUCUUUUUCCAUCUAAGCCUAUCUCGUGCAUCUUCUUCUCUAACACCCACUGUCCUCAUGUCCUCCGUCACAACAUCCAUCAACCUUUUCUUUGGUCUUCCUCUCGCUCUUUUGCCUGGCAGCUCCAUCCUCAGUACCCUUCUACCAAUAUACUCACUCACUCGUCUCUGAACAUGUCCAGCUGUAUAAAUCGUUAAAAAAAUCAUACAUUCUGAUUUCUGGAUUUUCUUUUUAGAUUAUCUCUCUCACAGUGGACAUGCACCUACAAUGAAAGACUCCUCCAUGAUUCCCAAGUGGGAGAAUUUGCAAUAUAGCAGGGUGUACAAAUACUUGUUUUCUUCACUAAACAGAAUUAAACACACUAGAAAAUUCCAACUGAUAAGAUAAUGUUGUUUUUUUUGUUGUGGAAAAUAUUCUCUGUUUGAAUUUGAUACUUGAAACAUAUUCCUGAAAAGCUUUUGACAGGGGUAACAAAAUAUAGUACUGGGAAAGUUAAGAAAUGCUCUCCAAAUGCUUGGGACAUUCUACGGGUGAACAGGUUAAUUGGAAACACAUACCUGUCAACUUUUCGGUGCCAACCUGUAUAAACUACCAAAAAAAAUCCUUAUAGAGAGCAAAAAAUCCUUAUGACAUACCGAAGCAAA